AUGAAGGACUAUGAAGCUGCCACCGCCUUCCUCGGUGAGUGGGGACGUUUCCAGAAGGAGGUGUUUUUCCUCCUCUGUUUGACCAUCGUCUCCAACGGAUUCACCGCCCUGUCCAUCGUCUUCGUGGCGGACACGCCGCCCCACAGCUGCCUCAUCCCGAGUCACCUGAACCUCACGGACGCGUGGAGGAACGUCAGUAUCCCGCUCGAGGUGGACAGUCAUAGCGGCGCGCUCGUGCCCAGCAAGUGCGUGAGGUACAGACUUAAAGAUGUGCGGGGUUUCUGGGACAGGGGUCUGCUGCCCGACGUCGAUGUCAACCUGUCUCAUGUGUCCACGGAGAGCUGCCUCGACGGGUGGGAGUACGACAGGAGCGUGUACACUACCACCAUCACAUCUGAGGUUUGUUUACCUCUGAGGUUAUUUAGGCAACAGGAGGCUGCAGGUACAGGAAUGAUACAUGAAGUUAAAGUGUUAGUGCCACAGAUGAAGUAACUUACAGGACACAACCUUUACUGACACAUAAAAAAUACAUUAACCUAAUUUUAUUCAAAAACAUCUGAAAAUAUACAUUUCUGACACUUGAGUUGACAGAAUAUUUGCAGAUAAAUUUGCCUUUAGAGUUGCCUACUUAUAUCUUAUUAUACUGUUUUUGUUUUGUAUUAUAUACUAAAACAUUAUAUAGUGUUACAUUGAAUUAUAUUAUAUUUACAUAUUAGCACUGCUAUACUGUAGACACGAUCUUAUAGUAAUUUUCUAUUGUAAACAUCAUAUCACAGCUUGACAUUACCCCGUUGUGGACUCAUUUGACUUCAUACCACGUCACUGUAUCCUAUAGCUUUCCCUUCAUCAAUAACAGUUGUAUUAUAGUAACAAUUACAGUUGCAUAUACUGCUUAUUAUUUAUUAUUUACGGCUAUUUAUUUUUUUAGCUUCAUUUUUUUUCUCUACUCUUACUGUUAUUGUAUUCUAACUUACAAUGUUUGUGUUUCUGCAACAACCAAAUUUCCUCUCCAGCCAUCAAUCAAGUACUAUCUUAUCUUAUCUUACUUCUCACAGGAUGGCUGAGCAGCUUUUUAAGUGUUAUCUUAUGUGUUAUUCUUGCAGCCUUUCAACAUACAAAUUAAAUCACCCAGGAAUCACAUCUUCAGUGCCUUGACUAAAACUAUUUUCGUUCAUUCAUCUCAUCCUAAAUAUAGUUAGAACUACAUGGUUUACUUCAGGUAAUUAAUCAGUUUGAUAUAAAAGUAGGUUUGCAUCGUGCGUCGUGCAUCGUUCCCUCAUCUAAUCGCAAACAGUCAUUCAACCAAUACAAACUAUUUGCUUCACACUCACUACUUGGCUGCUCUUUUUAUCAAGGCUUCAGAAGAGGUCAAGAAACGGUUCCCAGCGUCUCUAAACUGGAACUAACGACAAACAGACUGUUUUUACGAUCAUUAUAUUGAGUCUACUUUUGAUUUCCAGCAAAACAACAGCAGUAAAUCAAAAACCUCUUUCAAUAAAGGCAUUUUGAUUGUUUGCGUAUCAAAUAUUGAUAUCGCUGUUAAUGAGUGUGUGUUUGUGUGUGUUUUUGCAGUGGGACCUGGUGUGUGGCGAUCGGUGGAUGAACCCUCUGACCUCCUCUAUCUUCUUUUGUGGGGUGCUCGCCGGCUCCAUCAUUUCAGGACAGCUCUCUGACAGGUUAUUAACAACGAAUGUGAAGUUUUCCAGAAUUACCCCUUCCUGCUCUAGUUAAAUAAAAAUAAAGAUAUUUAUAUGUCAAAGGAUAAAGUAAAUUAAUAAUGAUAAUCUGUAGAAUAAUCUUUUUUCUGCUGCACAGUUGAUUCUCUAAUCAUGAAAAUCAUUUGAUUUAUUCCAGCUAACAUUACUGUUGAGAGUAAUGACGCAGUACAAAGUCCCAGCCAGCUGUGAAGUAAACUAGAAAAACUGUAUUUCACCAACUGUAUUCCAGGAUAAUUGUAAUAUAAGCGAGACUUGCUAAAAAAAAAACAGUUAACCAGUACUAAGUGUAACAUGAUACAAACUUUAGGCAGUUCCAUAAGCUUGUAACUAGUUUCAACAAUUGGUGUGUUGUCUGUUCAGUAUUUUCAAUCAAAUAUGAGGUUUGACUGAACAAUCAAAAUCAAUGUUUGGAACUUGAUAAUUGCAUACACAGAUAUAAGGUAUGUUGGUCUACCUUCCAGUCUUUAAAACAUGCUCACAGUGACUAUUACUUCUGCUUUGUGUCGUUUUCAGGUAUGGGAGAAAAAUUGUCUUAUUUGCUACCAUUGCCCUCCAGACUUUGGCCACACUUGUUCAGGUCUUCUCACAAUCCUGGGUUAUGUUCUGCGCCAUCUAUUUUGUUGUCGGCUUCGGAUCGAUUUCCAAAUAUGUCGCUGCAUUUGUGCUAGGUACUUUCAACGGUCUCUCAAUUAAUUCUAAUACGCAAUCAGUGGCUGAGAUAUUCAUUAUAACCCACCCUAUUCCAUUUCUCUAAUAUCAAUUUAAAUGCUGCUAGGACUGCAUAAAGCUGUCUAUUGCAUUUGUCACUUGUUAGAGAGCAGUCAGUGCAUGCACUCAAAACCUUUCUAACUACCUCUAUUGCAUAAUAACUGUAACUAUUACACUAUGAAACGGUGAAGCAUGCUUGGGUGAAAGGCUUCUGUCAGUUAUCAACUGUAGGUUAUUACUUAAAAAGUGUGCUGUUAACAUGUAGCUCAGUGUCCCUCCAGGCUUUCACUUGCCACUGCUGUUUCAGCUGCUAAUCAAUCAGAAAGCCAUGAAAUGAUAACAUUGUCCGAUUCUUCAUGCUUGUACUACUUUAAUCUGUCUGAGCUUCCUACCCUGAGUGUUAUUUUAUAGGAAAAUGGCCACUAUAAGUUCAAUGCAAAGAAAAAGACUGUCUAUUUCUCUCUGUGUGCUUCAAAUCCUUUCAUGUUUUCUGGUGCUAAGGUGCAGAGAUAUUAGGCCCACGUGUUCGGACGAUCUACUCCACGGCAGGUGUGAGCCUUUUCUUCGGUGCGGGUUACAUGCUGCUCCCGCUGUUUGCCUUCUUCAUCAGAGACUGGAGGAUGCUUCUUCUCGGGCUGGCUCUGCCUAGCGUCCUCUGUGUUCCUUUCUGGUGGUAGGUGGGUGUGUGUUUGUCUGUGUGGGUUUAAGAGAAGUCGUGUUCAUUACAUCAAAUAUCUUUUUUAGCUUUUUUUGUGCAGAGCGUUAAAUACUUUCAAAACACUGUCUAAUAUUUUUAUGUCAGGACUAAAGUGUGAGCAUAUCUUACCACCAUAAAUCUGAAAAAGAUAAAUCACCAUUAUUCCUGCUAAUAUAUACAUUUGUAUGCAUUGUUUUUUGUGCCUCUUUGGGUUACUAAUCAAUUACACAGUUUUCUUUCUGACUGGAAGUUGUAAACUUCAAAAUAAAAGCAUAUUUUGCAGGAGCAACCAAAAACAAGACAGAACAAAUAUCAAAAUAAAAACAUGACAAACAAACGCUUAAUGAAGCAAUGUCUUCUCCAAAGAGGUCUCUGUGGGGGGUUGAAGUUAUGAAGUUGUGUGCUGCUCCACCUCCUGUAACUGACUGUGUUGUUUUAUUUUCAAGUUUUCAAGAAAAUAUUGAAAUGAUAUUAUUAUCGCAAUAUUUUAUGGCCAUGAUACUAGUGAAGUGAAAAUCUGAUAUUGCACUACUUUAGAUCUUAAUAGUUGUCACUCAUAGUCUGAAAACAUAACAGGUCAUUUUAUAUCUGCUGUAGUUGUUGAUUUUUCAGGUCACAAUUUAAAUGAAAAUGCAACACAUCAGUUUGAACCUGCAUUUAAAAUGUGAAUGUGAUUUUUAUUUGUUUAUUUUUUUGUUUUGAACUGUUUCCUCCCAGUCCACUGCAACAACUCUCGCCAAAAUCACCUCUCUGACAGCUUUUGAAAUAGGUGGGGCUUGUUUUAAAGGGAGGCACCCAAGAAAUCAAGAGACUGUAGAGACCCUCAAUUGUACCUUUACUUUCUCACUGCUCCUUUUUCCUAUUGAAUAAAUCCCUCUCACUCUUGUGGGGCAGGUACAUCCCAGAGUCUCCUCGCUGGCUGCUCUCUCAGGGUAGAGUAGAGGAGGCUGAGGCCAUCAUCAGAAAUGCCGCCAAGAGAAACAAAAUCCAACCUCCAUCGGUCAUCUUCAGUCCUCUGCAGGUGAGAAGAUUUAAUAACCCUAACCCUAACCCCCUCCUUUCAGUCAAUCUUGUUAAUGUGGUUAAAGAAAGAAAGUCUCAGGAAUUAUUGUCUAUUGUUUGCUGACAAUAUUGUCUUUAGUGUUUAUUUUGGUGGGAAACUGAGGCCCCUCUGAUGUGUGGACUUACACUCUGUGAGAACCCGCUGUCAACACCAGUUAAAGUACAACUUGGACUUUAAGAUGACCUCAGGCUUUACAGCUCCUGCAAAUCACCAGGUUAUGGAAAGCAGCUUUAAGACCUUCAUUGUUGAACAUCUUUUACAGUCCUGGAGUCAUUAAAUCUAAAACACCUAAUGUUUGAAAUGUACUCCAAAGGUUGUCUGAUGGCUAAAUAAAUAAUUUUAUAUAGAGAUACCAAGUGAGAGAAAAGGAAAUUUGACAUUAGUCUUUAAGUCAUGUCAUGUGAGUAGAACCAGAGAAAAGACAACAGUGCUUUGACCUCUGACCCCCUGCUCUUCAGCCAUUUACCAGCCCAUGCCUGUUUCUUUGUUGAUACAGGAUUCCUCCCUGCCCUGUGCUUUCUUCUUAGCUUCUUUGUUAAACAGAUAAGAAGUGGGUCUGCAGACAUCGUCAUGGUUCACAGCCCAGUGUGGUGUAAUUAUUAACUAUGCAGCACAUGAGGGAGCUCUCAUCUUGAUGGCAGUGUGUAGGAAUAUAUGGGAUGGGUAUUUUUAAAAUAAUAAAUGAAGGAACUAGGGUAAGAAAAGAUACAAAACUAGGCUUACACUCAUUCAGGCUCAGACUUAAAUCAUCAAACUCAUGAUUUCAGCUUCUCAUGAUAAAGAUUUGAGCUGUUAUGAAAGUGUCUGUCAAGUUAAAAUAUUUACUUAAUACAAAAGUUAGUCUCUUGGCUUAAAGUUUAAUAUCAUGACAAGAACCUUAUCUGGAUUUCAUUUUUCCAUCCAACUUGUCCUCUCUGACACACAACCUUUGACCUGUAAACUUGUCUUGAAAAAACAGAAAGAUAUCCUUUGCACCAUGAAGAGGAACAGUGACUUGUUCUUUUAUAGUCAAAAGUUAUUCCCAGGGUCAAAAAAGAUGAAAUAAAACAUGUUGAAUUAGUUUCGUCUUUUAACUCCAAUUAUUUUUUUAAUAAAAGAAUAUUUGAUGAAGCCUCACUGAAUGAUUUUCCUAAUUACUGCAAGCACUUGCUCCAUCCAGCAUUUGCCCGCACAUUGAACUUUUGCCUCCAUAAUCCUGAUUCAGGCCUUUUUGACCCGCAUGUGUGGACACGCAUAAAUGCAUGUGUUCACCCUGCAUGUGGCCGUACAUUCAUAAUCUCCUCUCGAACUGAAUUAUUUCCAGAUUGAUGGCUCUACUCGUUAAGUGUUUGUUGUUCCACAUGUUCUUACCGCCUCACAGAUAGAACUUCAAUCCGAGCAGAGGAAGGCCCACAACAUCUGUGACCUGCUCCGCUCUCCAAACAUCCGCUGGAUCUCAGUCACGCUGUGGCUGGUCUGGUGAGUCCCCGCCGUUUCGCCUGACCUCCACAUUCAGUACAGUGACCCUGCAGGCAGAAAAGUGCGCAUGUAGGCAUACGCUGGGCACAAACUGUUACGCAUUUACAAAAACAUACAUGCAUAGGCAGUUUGUGUCUGUAUCCAUUACCCUCGACCGUGUAACAGCCUGUUUCACUAACAACAAAUAAUGAACCAUCAGGUGCUGUGGAGCAUGCACCAAAGAUCAAAAUCACUUUUAUGUAACUGCACAGUAUGCCUAUUUUCUUGAAAUCACUUUUUUUCAGUGUCAGUCCUGCAGCUGCAGAAAAAAUUACUGGUGUCCAAGUAAGCUGAAGGACUCUUGCAUAACUCCAUUUUACUUUUGAUAAUAAUACUCUAUGUAUGGGUUCACCUGGGGACAUUAGCACCAAAAACAAACUCCCUACUCAGUAUUUUAUAUCCAUGCCCUGUUUUGAAACAACAUUCUAUUUAAUUACACUGUCCCUUUAAGACAAAACAAAAUGGAACUAGAAAUGUCUUACUAAACAACACGUUUAUAGAAAAUUUAUAAUAAUCAAAGCAAAGUAAUGUAAACAUCUUUGGUUUAAUAUUUACGCUUCACUACUAUCUCCACAGGAACUCUGUGACCAUCGGCUACUUCGCUCUUUCCCUGAACACGGCGAACCUGCACGGUAAUGCGUACUUCAACUGUUUCCUGUCGGCCCUGGUGGAGAUGCCUGCCUACACUUUGUCUUGGAUCAUGUUUCGUUGGUGUUCAAGACGGUGGAGUCUGUCGUCAACACUCUUAAUGGGGGGAGUGUUCCUACUCCUCAUACAGCUCGUACCUGCGAGUAUGAAAACUAAAUGUUUUUAUACAAAAUAAUCAUAAAGCUGUCAUGUGAUAAAUCAUCAUUUUCUAGUUUUAAAAAAGUUUUUGAACGUUUAACUUUCAGAUUAUCAAAUGACAUGUGUCAUGCUUCAUUCUUCCCAGAUCACAUUUUUGUGGCCAUAACACUGGAGAUGAUGGGGAAGUUUGCAGUGACAACAGCAUUUGCUAUUGUGUAUGCAUACACAGCAGAACUCUACCCGACAGUUCUGAGGAAUACAGCUGUCGGUACCUGCUCCAUGGCCUCCAGAAUAGGCAGCAUCAUUGCUCCAUACUUCAUUUAUCUAAGUAAGGAUGCUUUAUGAGCAGCUCAUCAUAAUGAAGUGUAUUUCGAUCUCCAGAGAUUAACCUAAAUUUGCUAGUACUUUGGCAAAGAGUGUCUUGCUAUCAUUUAAUUUCCUGAUUUUGAUCUGAAUGGAUAUCCUGUAAAAGACACGUGUGCAAACAAUUUCACGAUAGAAGUGGUGGCAUUCAAUCAUUUUAACAUAUUUAAAGCUCUUAAAUACCAAAAAAUAUUCCAAGGCUGUCCUUUACAUUUCAGCAUGCAGCACAAGCAUCAGUAUUCUCCAGCUGAUGCAUUUGUCAUACUUAUACCAGCAACCCAUAUUGUGUGAGAAGCAAAUAAUCCUGCACCCAGUGAUUAGAUUCAUAGUGAAAUUAGAAGUAGUAAAGCGCAAAGGUGGUGUGUUCCUAUCUUAAGAGUUUAAAGUCAGUGGCGCUGUACUUUCCUGCUGUUUAGAGAGCAGAUUAUUGAUCGCAAGAUAGCCAUUGGUUCCAUUUAUAAUAUUGAUUCCUCUUUCUUUUACACAGAGAGAGAUAUGCAGAGCAGUGCUGUGUUUCGUAAAGAAAUAUUGGUGUCAUUGUUAUUUGGGACAGAGGGCUUUUCUUUUCACCCUCGUUUCCUCACAUAUACCACACAGUACCUGUGAGAAGACAAGGACAUCCUCAUCGCUUUUUUUGACUGAACACGCCUGCUUCACUUCAGCCCUGCACCAGACAAACACUCUAGGCCGAGAAUAGAGUAACUGUUUACUCCUUCUGUUUGAAUAGCAACAAGUGUGCCUGCAGGUGCUUUUGACUCGUAGAGGGAAUAAGAGCAGAUGCGCUGUCAUGAGUCAUGUUACCCCUAAAACACACCUACAAACAAUCAGGAGUGUUUUAUUAAGAGCAAAGAUUGUGUGCCACUUAACUAGCAAAUUCUGGUUGGACAUGCCGUUGUUCACUUUGCCUCAUGCACUUCAGAUUAUUAAAAUAGAGCAAUGUAUGUCUCACAUCAAACCCUAAGAAAGAUCUGGUGAAUGUAAACAUUUGCAUCCUGUUUAGAAAAGCUGUCUUUUUCCUCACUGACUUGUGCAUACGCUGCUACAAAAGAGGAAAACAAGAAGCUGGUGCCUAAAACGUGAACAAAUAUCUCUAGGAAAACAUAAAAGCAAACUCAAUUAGCACUCAGACUGGAUCAACCAGUCUUCUCAAAGUCCUAGAGCUGCCUCAGAGAAUUUAUAAGUUUCUUUAGAGAUUAAAUGGAGUGGAUUUAAACUUAUGCAGCAGCAGCAGCCAGAUUGGACUAUUCUCUCCACUCUUUUGUUUCUUUCUGUUUCUGACUGCUCUGUGGUUUGUUGUGGCCCAGGCUGGUUUUCACUCUCAUCUCCUUUGAUGUGUUGCCUCAGGAAGCUAUUCAGUUUCACUGCCUUACAUCCUCAUGGGAAGUCUCACAGUUCUGGUGGGGUUGCUGAGUCUCCUGCUGCCUGAGACCCGAGGAAUGCCUUUGCCCGACACCAUCACUCACAUGCAACGCUUCCCUGGGUAAGACUGCACCUCCUGGAAAGUUUACGGUACUGCUAGACUGGGCGGGUUACAUUUCAAUUCAAAAACUUUUGUCCAAUCACUAUAAGAUAUGCCUGAGCAAAAAAGUCAAAUCAAGCAUCACAAUCCUUAACUAUUUUCUCAUUGCUCCUAUUAGCAAAACAUAAUACAGUAAACACAGACCCAUGAAGUUUCUUAUUUCACAAAAUUCUGGGAUUAAUUCUAAACUUUUGUACUUGUUGUACAGCUACAAAGGAUAUCAGGUUUCCCUUUGCAGGAAAGACAAUAACUACUUUGUAUUCCAAUCAUGUCAAACAUUUUCUUUAAAUUAAUGUACAACAUACAUAUAGAUCGAUCUAUCUAUCUAUCUAUCUAUCUAUCUAUCGCAGGAAUUGAUAGGACUUCAGUGGUUGUUCAGUUGUGCUGGAGUCCUAACAAUAUUCACUGCUGUCAGAUUUUGCAGCCUUAUAGGAAUCCUUGUUAGCUUUUUUAAUUCUAUGCAGUAAAGCUGUAGCUAAAUAUGAACAACAGAAAAUAUACUAUAAUUUCGUAUUUGACUUUUGGUAUAAUUUAAAAUUUUCAGUUUACACACAGUACCAUUAACCAAUCAUUAUCAGAAGAGUUUUUUCUGGGCUCUGUGAAUAACCUUAACUAAUAUUGAUGUUCCCCCUCUAGAUGUUGCCAGAAAAAAUCUUACACACUUACCCAGACUGAGGAGAAGGGAAACCCAGCAGACCUGUGA
Messenger RNA from Xyrichtys novacula (pearly razorfish), 9054 nucleotides. Lineage: Eukaryota; Metazoa; Chordata; Actinopteri; Labriformes; Labridae. The record is from the annotation of a GenBank genome assembly.